Owenia fusiformis is the source of this 895-nucleotide messenger RNA. NCBI's taxonomy places the organism in Eukaryota, Metazoa, Annelida, Polychaeta, Sabellida, Oweniidae. The record is from the annotation of a GenBank genome assembly.
UGUGUCUCUAGAUUCUCAACUAUUUGUAAUGAAUAGUAAACGAAAAUACAUAUAUAUGAUUCCAAUUAUCUAAUAUGUACAUAUAUUAUUUAAUUCAAAUUAUGUCUUACGCAUUGAUAAUUUUAAAUUAUAAAAUCUAAGUGGUAAAUUCAUUGUAAAUAGAAUUUUGAAAAUAUUUGAUUCGUUUCUGCUAAACCGUCUCAGUUGAGAAUUAAUCUGCAUGGAGGGAGAAUUUUAGAAAAAUCAAAAUAUUUGUUUCUUUAGGCAAUAUCAACAGAAUGACUAAAGGUCGUACAGAACUUGGUGACAUCACAGUACAUAAUAUAAAGCAGCUGAAGCGUCUCAACCAAGUAGUGUUCCCAGUAACUUAUAAUGAUAAAUUCUACAAAGAUGUCCUUGAAGUGGGUGAUCUUGCAAAGCUAGCAUAUUUUAAUGACUUAGUAGUGGGAGCUGUAUGUUGUCGUGAGGAUAAAUCAGAAAACCAACGAAGGCUAUAUAUUAUGACGUUAGGCUGUUUAUCACCUUACAGAAGGCUUGGUAUAGGUUCAGUGAUGGUUGAACAUGUUUUAAAGAUCUGUGAAAAUGAUGGCAACUUUGAUAAUGUUUAUCUCCAUGUACAAGUGAACAAUGAUGGUGCCAAAGCAUUCUACGAAAAGUUUGGCUUUGAGGUGGUUGAAAGAAAGACAAACUAUUACAAACGAAUAGAGCCAGCAGAUGCCUUCGUACUGCAGAAAAGUUUUAAGAAAAAGAACAAUAACUCUGAGAAAGAAACACUUGUCAAUGGAAAGUGAUAUAUUCUCAUCCUGCUUGAUUUACAUUUUUAAAGAAAUAUAUUUGCAAUUGGAUAUUUGCUAUUAUUUAAAAAAUAAGUGACUGAGAAAUAGCAUGAUCUUGU